Letharia lupina is the source of this 825-nucleotide messenger RNA. RefSeq lists its product as uncharacterized. The record is from RefSeq and is a predicted model, not a curated record. The transcript has 3 exons. Lineage: Eukaryota; Fungi; Ascomycota; Lecanoromycetes; Lecanorales; Parmeliaceae. Bases 1 to 825 code for a protein of 274 amino acids.
AUGACAGAACCGCCAGUUCCCCGUCGCAUCUUUGUCUUUGAUCAUCCACGUACUGUGUCUCAGAUGUUUCACAGGUUGUUUGCAAACCAUGAGGAACUUGAGAACAUCUUCCAUCCUUUCAUGGGCGCUUCUAUGUACGGGCCUGAAAGGAUACAACUCACUCUCAAACACUGCAGUGUUGCAGAAGAUGCACAAGAAGAUUUAGCCUUCAACGCUCAUAUGGAGAGAGAGACUUAUCAGGUAGCGGCUCAGCGUCUCACAGAGUCAAUUGCGACAGCUGAGAAGAAGGCGGACGUGUUCAAAUUGCAAACUGCCGACGAAGAUUUCGCAAUAUACACCAGUUUCCGAUGGUUACGGAUCAUCUUUGAUUCUUAUCGAGAGUUCUACUCGGAGAACGAUGAUCUCGUCCCUCCAUACUCCAGCUGCAGUACGAUCGACGGCACGAAAGAAAAGCCUAUCUGGCCACUUGUAAUAGACGCUGAAGAUGUGGUAUACAGCACUCAAGCCAUUGUGUCAAAACUUUGUGACAUCUGGCAUAUCGAUUCGAGCGGGGUUCAGUAUUCAUGGAAAGCUACUCCAAAGGAAGAACGGCCUAAAGACAAGAUAAUGUGUGGAUUCUUUGACACGCUUCUGAGCUCUACGGGGGUGAUACAAGGGAACAAACGUGACGACAGGUCUUUGGACAUUGAUGAGGAAACGGUGAAGUGGACGGCGGAAUUCGGAGAACAGGUGGCUGCUGAUCUGAGGCGGUUUGCAAUAGCUGCGAUGCCAGAUUAUGAAUACUUGAGGCAGUUCUGUCUUUGUGCCGCUCGAGGUUAUACUUAG